Messenger RNA from Chaetomium fimeti, 2688 nucleotides. Its product is annotated as homoaconitase. The record is from RefSeq and is a predicted model, not a curated record. Gene Ontology annotation, molecular function: 4 iron, 4 sulfur cluster binding; homoaconitate hydratase activity. Lineage: Eukaryota; Fungi; Ascomycota; Sordariomycetes; Sordariales; Chaetomiaceae. Bases 109 to 2445 code for a protein of 778 amino acids. Gene Ontology annotation, biological process: L-lysine biosynthetic process. The transcript is spliced from 3 exons.
GAUGAGUUUAUUCGUACUAUGACUCUCUUUCGAAAGGUUUGUCCGUCAACAUCCAGGUAUUUACCUAACACACACGUCGAGGUUUUGCCAUAACCUCUGCGGUACAACAUGGCGUACAGAGCAAGAGGGCUCUGCCCCAUGAGCAGGCGGGCUAUGCGCCUCUCCAGCAGUUGGUAUCCUGUCAGUCAAGCCAGCGUACGGACGAUCCAGUCGUUGCGAUCAGUACCGAGUUCCCGAUGCCUUCGUACACCUACAAUUGCCUUUUCUCAGUCCCAAUGCCUUCGCUCCCAACAUCGCGGCUAUGCCACGACGACCUCCGCCGCCGAGAGAGGGUCCCCUCAAACCCUCACCGAGAAGAUCGUUCAACGCUAUGCUGUUGGCCUACCCCCAGGCAAGCGUGUCCGGAGCGGCGACUACAUCAGCAUCGAGCCGGCCGCUAUUCUUACCCACGACAAUUCGUUCCCGGUCAUGACGAAAUUCAUGUCGAUAGGAGCAACCAAAGUCCACCGCCCCGGUCAACUCAUCAUGGCGUUGGAUCACGAUGUGUCCAACCGCAGCGAGGUCAACCUCGCCAAGUACAAAAAAAUCGAGGCCUUCGCUAAGGAGCAAGGGGCUGCCUUCUACCCCGCCGGCCACGGAAUCGGUCACCAAAUCAUGGUGGAGGAGGGGCAUGCCUGGCCAGGGACCAUGGCUGUUGCCUCGGACAGCCACAGCACUCACUACGGCGGAGUGGGUUGCCUUGGAUCCCCCGUCGUGCGCACCGAUGCUUGCAGUAUUUGGGCUACAGGUCGGACAUGGUGGAACGUCCCGCCCAUUGCGCGUGUCACGCUUACGGGAACGCUGCCGCAGGGUGUGACCGGCAAAGAUGUCAUCGUUGCGCUGUGCGGCAUCUUCAAGAGCGACGUUCUAAACCAUGUCGUUGAGUUCACGGGGCCCGAAGAGACCAUGCAGACCCUACCGGUCGAUACUCGCGUAACGAUCGCCAACAUGUCCUGCGAAUGGGGCGCCCUUGCCGGCCUGUUCCCCAUCGACCGUACUCUGGAGCGCUGGUUGCGGUAUAAGGCGACCGAAGCGGCCAUGCUUGAAGACCGAACCACGCGGGAUCGCAUCACGCAUGAGACGGUGGACAAACUCUUCGCUAACCCAGUCACGGCAGACCCCGAUGCCGUGUACGCUAAGCAGCUCUACCUAAACCUCUCCACGCUCUCGCCCUACGUCUCCGGUCCUGACUCCGUCAAGGUUGCGACGCCCCUCCACGAGUUAGCGCCGCAGAAGAUCAAAGUCGACCGCGCGUAUAUCGUGUCUUGCACCAAUAGCCGAGCCUCCGACAUCAGGGCUGCUGCCAAGGUUUUCAGGGACGCCGGUGAGGCCAACGGGGGCGUUAUUCCCAAGAUCUCCGACAGUGUCAAGCUCUACGUCGCGGCAGCCUCAGCAGCAGAGCAGGAGGCCGCCGAGGUUAUGGGUGACUGGCAGAUCCUCGUCGAGGCCGGCGCCCAGCCCCUCAUGGCUGGCUGCGGCCCUUGCAUUGGCCUCGGAACGGGGCUGCUCGAACCCGGCGAGGUCGGCAUCAGCGCCAGCAACCGCAACUUCAAGGGACGCAUGGGAUCGCGCGACGCAAAGGCAUACCUCGCGAGCCCCGAAGUCGUGGCUGCCAGCGCUCUCAGCGGCAUUAUCACGGGGCCGGGCAUCUACCAGGUACCCGAGGGCUGGUCCGGCGUGGACGCGGGGUACGGCACCGGCCUCCCACGCACCCCCGAGACCGAGCUCUCCGGUCUCGUACAGCAGCUCGACUCGCUCAUCGACCGGGUCGAGUCGGCCGUGGCACCGGCCGACGACAAGUCCGCGACAGAAAUCCUGCCGGGCUUCCCCGAGCGCAUCAGCGGCGAGAUCGUCUUCUGCGACGCCGACAACCUCGACACGGACGCCAUCUACCCGGGCCGGCUGACGUACCAGGACAACGUGUCGCGCGAGGACAUGGCGCGCGCCUGCUUCUCCAACUACGACCCCCAAUUCGACGGCAUCGCCAAGCCGAACGACAUCAUCGUCUCGGGCUUCAACUUCGGCUGCGGCUCGUCGCGCGAGCAGAGCGCCACCGCCAUCCUCGCCCGCGACAUCCCCCUCGUCGUCGCCGCCAGCUUCGGCAACGUCUUCUCCCGCAACAGCAUCAACAACGCCCUGAUGGGGCUCGAGAUCCCGCGCCUCGUCGAGCGCCUGCGCGCGCGCUUCGCCCCGCAGGCCGCCGCCGGGGAGGCGCGCGUGCUCACGCGCCGCACGGGCUGGACCCUGACGUGGGAUGUCCGCCGCAGCCUCGUCGAGGUGACCGAGGGCCCCGGCGGGGAGACGUGGACGGAGCAGGUCGGGGAGCUGCCGGCCAACGUGCAGGAGAUCAUCGCCGCGGGGGGGCUCGAGGCUUGGGUCAAGGCCGAGCUGGCCAAGGCGGCGUGAUUGUGGAAAGUCUGGAAAGGGUGUGUUGGGUGGGGGGAACGACGAUGUGUAGAACACCUACUCGUGAGCAAGGUCUUGUUUAGACUCUCUCAUAUCGAUCUGUACAUAAAAGGUAACAUAAAAGGUCAGCGGAAUCCUGACCGAACCAGGGUUUAGUAAACACAGAAAAGAAAAGACAAUUUUAGCAACAAAAAUAUCCAUCAACUUCACCAAAUCAUCACGUUCUGCGCAUUGCUCAUCGAU